AGAAAUUUAAAAACAAAAAAAUAGAAUGAUUCGUUUUACUUUGGUAUGCUUAGCAGCCACUGCUCUGGUAAUAUCUGCCAAGUUGACCACCACUAAAAUUCCGUUCAUCAUAAAUGAAAAAGGUCAUAUGUGGUUGCUGGUCUCUGAAAUGAAUUAUAGCCUGAAUACAAAUUUAACACUGAAGAUAAAAGAUGCAAUUUGUACAACAAAAAUAGAUUUCAGUAGAGCAAAUGAGAAAGAAAAGAAAGAGAAAAAGGGAAUCAGAACUAUGAUUGUCUCAUGUAAAGAGGAAUUACUGAAACGGGAGUCAGCUAAGGAUAAUAAAAAGCCUGAAAAGCCAAGCAAGAAGAAUUAACUUGAUGGCCUGAAAUUGUGAAUACCA
Molecule: messenger RNA, 382 nt
Organism: Trichobilharzia szidati
Lineage: Eukaryota; Metazoa; Platyhelminthes; Trematoda; Strigeidida; Schistosomatidae
Source: the annotation of a GenBank genome assembly